AUGGCCUACAACCAGCACCCUUCUGCCCAAGGAGGUGGGCUGCAGGAGGCAUUGACAGUACUGGCUCUGUCAACGGUCAGACCCCUGACUAGGGUGCAGUUCCUGGAUGGCAGAUAUGGAGAACAACAGCCCAUACCCAAUGGAGCCCAGCCUGGCAGGGCUGCAGGUGGGGACAGCAGAUGCAAAACAGAUCCUCCACACAGUGACACCCUGCCCUCCCUGUGUCCCCCAAAACUAACCCCAGCAUUAGGCAAUGUUUCUGGAAUACCUAUGGAGGCCUGUGGGAAACAGGGCUUGGCCUCCCCAGUCAGGAUGAGCAGCAAGGACUCCUUUGAUCAGAGCAUCCGGGCAGAAAUAGAACCAUUUCUGAAUGAGAAAAGAUAAAAUGAAAACCAAAAGUGUGACAGGUAUGUGGAUAAGAAAACAGACUCAAACGAAAAUUCUGCCCAACCCACACUGAAAUCCACCCAGGAGCCCCCUGUCAUGGCACUGCCCCGCCAUGGUCUGAUGGAGCCUGGAAGGAGUUUGUCUUCCAUAGACCUUUCAGAGCUUGAGAACCUGGGCAGCACAAGGCCUGCUGCACCCAAGCCCCAGGCAGCACAGAGCAGGAAUUGCAGGGCUGAAGGUAGGGGCAGCAGUCCCAGGACCCUAGCCACCCAGCACAAGGUCUCUGACUCCAGCAGCGAUGAUGACAUCCAGGAGGCCAUCCAGCUGUGUCAGUUGGAGAAGACCAGGAAGGAGGCCAGCAGGCAUCUGCCCCCAAGAGCCCAGCUCAGAAAGAAGGGGCUGAAAGUUGCCAGCAGCCUGGGCAGCUCACUGAAAAGUGCCUUCCCUGAUGCCCCCAGGAGAACACCCAGCAAGAGGAACUCAGCAGUCCCCAGGGGCACAGAUCUCAGCCCAAGGGGCUUGGACUCUUACCACCUCUCCAAGCCACCAAAGGAUGCCACAGCUGCUGCACUUCCAGCAAGCACCACCACCAGGAGGGAGCCUAUGGAAGGGGCCUUGGCCACACGUGGAGGGCAGCCAUGGGCCUGCAUCUGCUCCCCCAAUGUGCCUUUGCACUCUAAUGGGGACAGCAGCUCUGUGGACAGUUAUGAUAGCAUAGAGCAGGAAAUCCAGAUGUUUUUGGCUCUGAAGGCACAAUCUUUCAUGUUCAAUGACAUUUGUAUGUUUCAAGACCUCUGGGUAGAGGGGAAGGCAGAAGAAGAGAGGAGUGUUGGCGAGAAAGACAGCUCUAAGGACAGAUGGAGCUUGCUGGACAGCCACCAGGACCUGGACACAACCAUCAAGGACCUGCUAAGAUCCAAGCAGAAGCUCAAGAAGAAGUGCAGGGAUCCCUGGGCAGCCCAAAGGGAAAAGGUCAGGUUCAGCCCCUGA
Messenger RNA from Marmota monax (woodchuck), 1377 nucleotides. RefSeq names its product protein phosphatase 1 regulatory subunit 26-like. Lineage: Eukaryota; Metazoa; Chordata; Mammalia; Rodentia; Sciuridae. Gene Ontology annotation, molecular function: protein phosphatase inhibitor activity. The record is from RefSeq and is a predicted model, not a curated record. Gene Ontology annotation, biological process: negative regulation of phosphatase activity. The transcript is spliced from 5 exons.